AUGGAAGGAGACGAGGAAGGGGUGAGGUCAGCACUUGACAGGGAUGCCCGGCCCAAGGUCACCGUCCCCACUGAUGCUGGGGUGUCAUGGAGUCUGCUGACUGUGGCUGCCAGCGAGGGCCACGAGCACCUGCUGUCUCUCUUACUGCAGGCAGGGUUAAGCAUAGAAGGUGGAGGCACCACUGACAGGACACCGCUGAUGAUGGCUGCCCAGAAUGGCCACGCCCAUACAGCACACACCCCGGUGCACGUCGCCAGUUAUGGUGGCCACGUGGAGGUACUGGAGCAGCUGGCAGGUGCUGGCUGGCCCCUCACCGCCAAGAACAGUGAUGGCCACACACCCAUGCACUUUGCUGCGGCCGGGGGUAGAGUGACAUGUGUGCAGUGGCUGGUGCAGCGAGGCGGUGACACAAGCAUACAAAAUAAUGCUGGACACACCCCGCUUGACCUGGUAGGCAGUGGGGAGGGGCAGGAGGGUGGACGUAUGCAAACUGUCUUACGAUCUGGUUCAAAGUUUAACAGAUAG
Molecule: messenger RNA, 525 nt
Organism: Scylla paramamosain (green mud crab)
Lineage: Eukaryota; Metazoa; Arthropoda; Malacostraca; Decapoda; Portunidae
Product: 26S proteasome non-ATPase regulatory subunit 10-like
Exons: 2
Coding region: 1-525 (174 amino acids)
Molecular function (GO): protein binding
Source: RefSeq, a predicted model, not a curated record